Messenger RNA from Opisthocomus hoazin, 496 nucleotides. The record is from RefSeq and is a predicted model, not a curated record. NCBI's taxonomy places the organism in Eukaryota, Metazoa, Chordata, Aves, Opisthocomiformes, Opisthocomidae.
AUGCCUCCUGCGGAUCGUCGUGCGUCGGGUCGCUGGAGAGGUGUGGGGAGAUAUGCUCGCAAUAUUUCCACUUCUUCAUUUCGUUUGGUGUGUCCUUUGAAAACAGGGAAGAAUCGGAGGCUGAAGCAGGCGAAGGAAGAAGCCCAGGCGGAGAUUGAGCAGUACCGCCUGCAGAGGGAGAAGGAGUUCAAAGCCAAGGAAGCGGCGGCACUUGGAUCUCAUGGCAGCUGCACCACUGAAGUUGAGAAAGAGACCCAGGAAAAGAUGAGCGUGAUCCAGCAGAACUUCCAUAAGAACCGUGAUGUGGUCCUCUCCCAGCUGUUGUCACUAGUGUGUGACAUCAAACCUGAAAUCCAUGUGAAUUACCGCAUCAAUGGGUAGUAGAGGAAGAAGGAAGAAGCAUACUGGAAAUGCUGGUAGUAACGUCUGAGCUUGAGGUGGAAUGUACAGCCCUUAGCCAUAGCUUCACUGUUCUCCCUGUAUAUGUGUUAAAUUA